Messenger RNA from Papilio xuthus (Asian swallowtail), 4734 nucleotides. It is a transcript of the gene trp, whose product is annotated as transient receptor potential. The coding region runs from base 74 to 3679 and encodes 1201 amino acids. Gene Ontology annotation, cellular component: plasma membrane; cation channel complex. Gene Ontology annotation, biological process: calcium ion transmembrane transport; regulation of cytosolic calcium ion concentration. The record is from RefSeq and is a predicted model, not a curated record. Lineage: Eukaryota; Metazoa; Arthropoda; Insecta; Lepidoptera; Papilionidae. Gene Ontology annotation, molecular function: store-operated calcium channel activity; inositol 1,4,5 trisphosphate binding; protein binding. The transcript has 22 exons.
UGAUAUAUUUUAGUUUUAAUAAAAAUUUGUUAGUGAUUCCUUUUUUGGUGAUGUGAAAAGAUAAAAGAUAAAAAUGAAGAAGCGUAAAAAGGAUAAGAAAGUUCGUGUUCGCUUCGAUAUGAACACAACAGCAAGAAUGAAUCGGGGGUCCAGGGAGGAGCUCCUGGGGAGUUCCCAGGAAGCCCUCAGGAACAGCCAGCCAGAUUUAAGACAGGUCUACGAGAAGCCGCUUACAAGAGAAGAGAAAUCAUUCCUACUGAAUGCAGAUCGAGGAGAUUACGCUACUGUUAAAAAAUUGAUAGACCAGUACGCAACGUCUCCGGAGAUCCUCGAUAUAAAUUGCGUGGACCCUCUCAACAGAUCUGCACUUAUCGCCGCAAUUGAAAAUGAAAAUAUUGAACUGAUAAAACUUCUCUUAGCAUCCGGUAUCAAAGUUAAGGACGCACUAUUGCAUGCGAUCAAAGAGGAAUACGUGGAGGCGGUGGAACUGUUGCUGCAGUGGGAGGAGGAGCACCACGUCCCUGGUGAACCAUAUAGUUGGGAAUCAGUAGACAGUUCAGCGGCGACCUUCACAGUAGACAUAACACCGUUGAUCCUGGCCGCGCACCGCAACCACUACGAGAUUCUCAAGAUCCUGCUCGAUAGGGGAGCCACCUUGCCAGUGCCACACGACGUCAAGUGCGGCUGCGACGAGUGCGUGAAAUCGCAGCAGGAAGACUCGUUGCGGCACUCGCAGGCGCGUAUCAACGCAUACCGCGCGCUCACAGCGCCGUCUUUAAUCGCUCUCUCCUCCGCGGACCCCCUGCUCACCGCCUUCCAGCUGUCCUGGGAGCUCGGCCGCCUCAGCAGGAUGGAAACUGAAUUCAGAGUCGAAUAUAAGGCAUUAAGGCAGCAAUGUCAGGAAUUCGCAACAUCAUUGCUGGACCACACGCGCACGUCCCAGGAGCUGGAGAUCAUGCUCAACUACAAUCCUUGGGACCUGGACUCCUGGGAACCUGGCGAGCGGCAGACACUCGGUCGUCUCAAACUAGCUAUUAAAUAUAAACAGAAAAUGUUUGUUGCUCAUCCAAACGUACAACAAUUGUUAGGAGCUAUAUGGUACGAAGGCUUACCUGGAUUUAAACGGAAAAAUAUUGUCGGACAAUGUGUGCAGGUUGCAAAACUUGGUUUCAUGUUCCCUGUGUAUUGCACCAUUUACAUGUUGAACCCGGAUUCGGAGUACGGCAAGUUCAUGAAGAAACCAUUUGUCAAGUUCAUCUGUCACAGUUCAUCAUAUAUGUUAUUUCUUUCUCUACUUUCACUGGCCUCUCAGAGGGCAGAAUAUCUGGUACUGGAAUGGUCUGGGAUCCGCUGGCUUCAGGAAUUGGUGGCUCAUUGGAAAGCCCACGAGAGGGGCGCACUACCGGGCCUCAUCGAGUUCACUGUCAUCAUCUUCAUAGCAAGUUUAAUAUGGGCUGAGAUAAGAUCACUUUGGGAAGGCGGUCUCAUGGAAUAUGUCAGCGAUCUGUGGAACAUCGUCGACUUUAUCACGAACAUGUUUUACAUUGCUUGGAUAAGUUUACGAUUCUCGUCUUGGUAUAUAGUACAGCGAGACUAUCGCGCCGGCCUCGACCCUUGGUACCCGCGUGAGCGUUGGGAUUCUUUCGAUCCGAUGCUGCUGUCAGAGGGCGCCUUUGCUGCUGGAAUGAUCUUCUCCUUUCUCAAGCUAGUCCAUAUCUUCUCCAUCAACCCUUACUUGGGACCGCUUCAAGUAUCUCUCGGGCGUAUGAUCAUCGAUAUUAUAAAAUUCUUCUUCGUUUAUAUGUUGGUGUUAUUCGCUUUUGGAUGCGGUUUGAAUCAACUUCUUUGGUACUACGCCGAACUGGAAAAGAACAAAUGUUACCAUACUCCAAGUGGAAUUCCUGACUUUGACAAUCAAGAGCGUGCUUGCACAAUCUGGAGACGAUACGCAAACUUGUUCGAAACAUCCCAAUCUCUGUUCUGGGCGUCUUUCGGUCUGGUGGACCUGACAACCUUCGAGCUGACAGGCAUCAAGAGUUUCACCAGGUUCUGGGCGCUGCUCACCUUCGGCUCGUAUUCCGUUAUCAACAUUAUAGUGCUGCUUAACAUGCUUAUUGCCAUGAUGUCAAACUCUUACCAAAUUAUCUCGGAACGAGCUGAUAUAGAAUGGAAGUUUGCGCGAAGCAACCUCUGGAUGUCUUACUUCGAGGAUGGCGAUACUGUACCACCACCGUUUAAUAUUGUUCCCACUCCGAAACACUUCAAGGGCUGGAUCGAACGCUUAUGCUCCAAACGGGAUCGGGGUUCUAUUAUUAACAAAUCUCGUGAGAAAGCUCGCGAAGGUCACGAAGCGGUGAUGCGCGUGUUGGUGCGUCGCUACGUGACGGCGGAGCAGCGGGCGCGUGACGAUGUUGGCGUAACGGAGGAUGACGUGAUGGAGAUCCGGCAGGACAUAUCUACGCUACGCUUCGAACUAAUCGACAUACUUCAUAACAACGGCAUGAAGACGCCAAGGAUCAACAUGCAAGAUACCACAAUAUCCGGUAAGAAAGGCAAAGUGAUGGAGAGGAGAAUUCUCAAGGACUUCCAGAUCGGAAUUGUCGAGGGUAUCAUUAAGGACGUCAUCUCCAGAGAGAGCAAGCCCAAAGAUGUGUUCAGUCAAAUCGCUAAAGCCAUCGUACGGAAGGGUAGCACUGAAAGUAAGAAACGCGAUUGGAACGCUCUGGUACGCACCAACACAACCCGACGAGAUCCAAUCGGAAGGACUUCAGAGGCAGAGACGAAACGCAGCCGACAGUCCCUCAGACUUCACAUUUUGGACAACGUUCAGGCCAGGACUAUCGAUCCGCAAAAACUAUUGGAGUAUAAUCCAAAUCUAUCAUCGGUGAAUCCGACCGCAAGGGUUGCGUACGCCAAGUUCAUGAGAAGCAAGAUUAAAUCGGACUUCACUGAGAAACAGAAGAGAGGCUCUCAAGGUGACGUCAGUCUAGAAGAUGAAGUGUUUGAAGCGGCUACCACAACUGCCUCUAACAGAAUGAGUGGUAAAAUAUUCCGAGCGAGAACACCGAUUCCAGAAACUUCAGAUGAUGAAAAUAUAAAGCACACUGAAAUUAAAGUAGAGGCUGACAUCGAAAGGAAAGACACAGAAGCUGCAACAGAGCAACCGAAACAAGCAACGAAAGAAACAAAAGAAGAGAAACCAGCAACCAGUACUACAAAAGAGGAUACUACUGAUAAAGCUUCGAAAGCAUCAAAGGAUCAUAUCAUUCAAAUAGAAGAACCAGAAGGAGAAAGUCCAUCAAAGAGUUUAUACAUUACGAAAGAAGAAGAUUCUAAUCUUCAAAAACCAAUACAACCAACACCAAGUAAAAGUGAACCGGCAGAACAAAUUCUAUCAGCAACCGCUUUAGCAGCUCAAGCUAAAGAUACAAAACCCGAGCCUAAGCCAUCUACUACGGAAUCAAAACCAGAAACAUCAACGGAAUCCAAACCAACAGAAUCAACUGAACCUAAAACGAAGGAAAAACCAGAAUCUAAACCUGCUGUAGUUUUUUCAGAGGAACCAAAGAGUAGUCCUAAACCAUCGACAAGUGCUCCUAAACCAGCCAGUAAGCCACCACCAAUGGGAGACAAAGGAAGAUCUAAAGUAACAGGAAAAAUUGUAUCUGGAUGGCUGUAGACCAGACAUGGAUUACAUUGACUUAUUAGUGAGACAAAAUAGAGCAAUAAUUAGACUAUUAUAAAGAUAAUUCUAUGCAUCGAAAAACCGACAAUAGAUUUGAAAUUUAUUGAUAGAUUGGAAAUUCGCUAAAACGUUUACUAAUUGUGAUAAAUACAGAAUUUUUGAGAUAUAGACCUGGCGAUGACUGUUUAAACAUUUGAAAGUAUUAACUUUCGCGCACACAUGUGUGGUUGAAACACAUUUGUGUGUUAUUUUGGUAUCUUAAUAAUGAAAACCGAUCUUAUAAUGUAUUCACGCUCGGUUUCUGAAAGGCCAAUCCAUUAUAAUUGCGAUUAAACUCUAGCUUAUCGUGGUUCAGCAUAAUUUAGAAUUGAUAAAACUUGCGGUUAACGAAAAACUAAUAUAUGACAUUAAAUAGGAAUGUUAGUUCUCUCAGAAACCAUGUUUUAAUUUUCACCACUGAUUGUCAAUAUCACUAAUUUAUCUUUCCACUUAUUUAUUCUAUUUCCGUAGUUUAUAAUAUAGUUAUUAAUAUGAAUCAAUAAAGAAUGUAGGAUAUUCUGAUUAAUAACUUACAGCCUGUUUUCAUGUCUGUGUUCUUUAUAUUCUACCAUCUUUAUGUAAUGUUUUAUAUUCUCCUAGUACUUAUAGCCUAUUCUUAACCGAUUCUUUUAAGAUUAAUUUAUUUUUCUGCUUUUACACUUGGGCUUUUUGCCACUAUCAUCCAUGUCCUUGUCUCACGUAGGGUUGGCGCACCAGGGUUCCGUCCUAAAUAUCAAUUUAUCUACGAUCUGUCACUUCCUUCUAAAUUAUGUCACCUUCGCGCAAUCCAUCAAUCUCUUCCUAGGCCUACUCCUAACAGUGUUCCACUCCUCACUCAUACUUAACUUUCUCCUUGCCAAAUUCGAUUCUUUCCUCAACCAAAAACUUAGUUUGUAGUCUUUUUAUUAACACGUGGGUCUGGAAAUUAUUGUCGUAGCUUUAUAAUAUGCAUCCUGUCCUCCGUUAAUUAAAUGUAGGCAACGCAUAUGCAAUUGCGUAUGUCUAUGGGC